AAUAUUAGGAUUUUUUUUUAUCUGUUUAUGAGUGAAAUCACAUAUCAUUAUUCUUUAUUGACUAUCUUGUCUGGUUUUGGCAUUAAUGUUACGCCACCCUUAUACAAUUAAAGAAUAGUUCUUUUUUUUUCUGUUCCCUAGGACAGUUUGGAUUGGGGUGAUUUGUUUCUUAAAUGUUUGGUGGAAUUUACCCCUAAGAUCAUUUGGAUCUAAUGUUUUCUUUGUAGAAAAAUUGUAAAUGGUUGAUAAUUUGGUAGUAAUUAGCAAUGGAAUAAUAGUAGGACUUUAAGUUUUCCAUUGCUUUUAAUCAGUUUUGGUAAGUUUAAGAAAUUUGUCUUUUCAACAAAAACUUGAAGUUGAUUGGCAUCAAGUUCAUGGUAUUGUCUUAAUUUCUACCCCCUUUUUUUUAUGUUUAUUUAUUUUUGAGAGAGAGGGAGAGACAGAGCAUGAGCAGGGGAGGGGCAGAGAGAGAGGGAGACACAAUCCAAAGCAGGCUCCAGGCUCUGAGCUUUCAGCACAGAGCCCAACACGGGGCUUGAACUCACAAACAGCGAGAUCAUGACCUGCGCCUGUGCUGAAGUCAGACGCUCAGCCAACUGAGCCACUCAGGUGCCCUCUUAAUUCCCUUUUUAAUUUAUGCUUUAUCUGUAGUUAUGUUCCCUUUCUCAUUUGUUUUGUUUAUUAUUAUUAUUUUUUAUUUUGGAAGAGAGAGAAAGAGAGUGCAGGGGAGGAGCAGAGAGAGGGAGAGAGAGAAUCCCAAGCAGGCCCCAUACUGUCAUUACAGAGUGUCGAUGCGGGGUUCAAUCCCACUCACCUUCAGAUCAUGACCUGAGACAAAAUCAAGAGUUGGUGCUUACCUGACUGAGCCAUCCAGGUGCCCCAACCCCCUUUUCUCAUUUUGAAUAUUUGUGUGUGACUUCUCUUUUUUCUAGAUUAAUCUUGCCAAAAAUUUGUCUAUUUUACUAAUCUUGGAAAUGGAUUAAUUUUUGGCAUAAUUAGUUCUAUUAAAUUUUUGUUGUUGUUCAUUGACUCCUUUUCGUUUAUUUACUUCCUUUUUCUUUCUUUGGGCUUAUAUUACUUUUUUAACUUAAAUUCCAUGUUUAACUUAGUAAUUUCCAGCCGUUGUUAUUACCUAGUAUAAGUGUGCUAGGCUGUAAACUUAACCCAAAAUUUAUUUUUGCCUUAGCUAACAUUGUUUAACUUACAAUGUUUUCAUUAACUUUCAAAUCUAAGUGCUUUAAAAUUUUCAUUUUGAUUUCUUCUUUGAUGUACAUGUUUUAAAAUUUUCUUUGAAACAUGUAACAUGUUUUUUUAAUUUUCAAAAGUAUCUACAUUAACAUUUUUCUUUUUGUUAUUCACUCCUAAAUUGUGUUAUCAGAGAAUGUAGUAUUUUGUCUUUUAAAAAAUGUUUGCUUGCUCUCAAUUUGUGGCCUUGUACAUAGUGAAUAAUAACUGUUAAGUGUGUACUUGUGACAAGUAUGUGCUUUCUAACUGUUAUGUAUCUGUUAGAUCAAACUUGCAAAUUGUGUUGUUCAGACUGUCUUUAUUAAUUUUUGUUUCACUGGUCAUUAAUUGAGAGAGAUGUAUGCAAUCUCCUGCUACUACUUUCUAACUGACUUCCUAUAGUUCUAACAACUUUUCUGAUGUGUGGUGAAAUUAUUUGAUUAGGGAUGUAAAAGUUUAACAUUAUUUUCUUGAUGGAUUGAAUCUUUUCUAUUAUGCUGUGAUCCUCUCCAUGCUUAAUUUAGCUUUUUGUGUUAGUAUUAUUUAGUCUAUCUCACCUUCUUUUUGGUGGUAAUUUACCUGGAAUAUACUUUUCCUUUAUUUUGCUGUCACUUUUUUUAUACCCUGACAUUUUAGGUGUCUGUUACAGAGAAUAUAUUACUGGAUUUUUCUUUCAAUCCAGUCAGUUUAUGUCUUUUAGUUGGUAUUUUUUAAGAAGUUAGUUCAAGUCUCUUGGUAGCUCAAUUUUUAUAUAAAAUUAUUUUGAUUUUAUCCUUGUUCUUGAGAGAGGUUUGAUGGGUAUACACAUUCUAGGUUGAUCGAUUAUUUUCUGUCCACAUGGUGAAGAUAUUAGUCUACAUGGAAAGCCUCCUGUGCGUUUAUUUUUGCUACUUUGAAGAAACUUCUUUUUCUUUUGGUUGCAUUGGAUAUUCUAUCUUUGGUGCUGUGUCAUUUCCUUUUUAAGUCUAAUGGAGAUUACUUUUUGUUUAUCCUCUUUUGGAUACACACAUUUCUUGAUUCUGAAUUUUGUUGGAUUCUGAAUUUUGUCUUUCAAGAGGUCUAGAAGAUUCUGAGCCUUGUAAUAAAUAUCGUCUCUUUGGAAAUUUAGUUGAAUGUGUAUGUAUUGAACUGUUUCCAGGUUAGGUACUUUUCAUCUUUCAUAGUUUUCAUUUCCUUGUUUCCCUAUCAGAAUUUACAGUGCUGGGUAAUUUUAUCAGCCAUAACUUCUAGUUCAUCCAUUUCUCUUCAUCUGUGCUUAGUCUUCUCUAUAAUGCGUCCAUUUUUUCCCUUUUACUCUUAACCGUUAUAUUUUUUAUUUGUAAAAGUUCCACUUGGUUCUUUUUUCAGAUACAUCAAGUCUUUCUUUCAUGUUGCUUCGUCGUUUUUCUGAACCCAUGGGUAUUCUGUGGACUGUAUCUGGCAGUCCCAAUGUCUGAUGUCUUUAGGGAUCUAAAUUUAUUCCUUGUUUUUUUCUGUUGUCUGUCUCUCAUGUUGGGUUGUCACCUCCUAUGCUUGAUGAUCUUUGGUUACGAACUCUUUGAUUGAUCUUUCUCCGUGGGAUCUUGAAAGUUUGAUUUGGAGGCCCUUUUCUUCUGAUAGGAUUUGUAUCAUGUUUGGUUGGGAGCCAGGGAGUUUACAUUGGACCACUUUCGGUGUCUUCACUUUGCUUCUGGCCCAGGGCUGUGUCCGUUGCUGCUCUUGGCAAUACUACUUGUAGCUCUUGACUCUCAGCUUUAGUUUUUAGCCAGAGGUUUGUUGCUUUUGGGGGGAAAGGGUGGUUUUAGACAUUCCUAGUUCUAUAAGCUCAGCAAAAUUAAAAAAAUUUUAGAAUCGAGGAUCUACUUUGUUUUGCAGUGAGAGUCCCCUAUUAGUUCAUUGUAACUGAUGGGUUUAGAAGUCCUUUACAUUCUUACUUGAGUGUAUUAGGAAAAAAAAAAAAAAGUCCUUCCAAGUGUAAGGUUUCUUGUGGUAUCAAAUUUUCUAUUAAAACAAGCUUAGAUCUGAGUUAAAAGUUGAGUUAUUCUCAAAAAAAUAUUGAAUAACAGUAGUAAAGGUAGCAAGUGGAUUUAGCAAAGUUUUCUACUUAGGGAGCGUGAAUAAAAAAUUUGGCAAGUACUGAGCUAGGGGAUCCAGAUGAAUAGGGCACAGCGUACCCUCUCAGCCUACAAAGAUAAGCCUGGGAUGACCAGUGUGAGAACUGCUGUCAAAAAGAUGUGGGCAGGGCGCUCUGGGCUUAUGGGGAAGAGGUGCAGAAAGGAGCUUGGUAGUAGUAGUGAGAAGAUCAGGAAAUGCUUCCCAGACUGGUAGGCCUUAGGUGGUUGUAGAACAAGGUUUGUUUAUGAAUCAGAAGCAGUUGAGUAUGAAUGUCUUCUGUGUUGCAUGUUGUGGAGUGACUGGAAAUAAAAGCAGAAACAGGAUUAUUAAAGACCUUCCAAGCUGCAGUACGAAGUUUGGACUUUAUUCUGAAGGUGAAGGGAAGCUAUUGAAUGAUUUUAAGCAGUAAAAUGUUAUGGUCAGAGUUUUAGAGAGUGCCAAGUUUGAAGGCAAAUCGCCAGCUGGGAGUCUGCUUGUUAAGUUAGUUCAGAGAAGAAAAGAUGAAGCGAAAAUGAAGGUAGUGUCAUUGGCAUGAACAGGUGUAUGGGUGCUAAUUUUAGAUUUCAUAGGUGGGUAGAAACGACAGGACUUUGUGGUCAGACGGAUAGGAAUGUUGAGAGCGACUGGGGAGUCCAGAUGGCCUCCGGAUCACUGGUUUGCUUAACCAUGUGGCAUGUAAAACAGUUGACUGGUAACAUACGGAAAGAGGAGAGAACUUCGUUUCAUUUGUUUUUGAAGAAAAAGAUAAGUUUAUUCUUGAACUUAAUCUGAGGAACUUGUGGGACAUCUUGUUGACGGGGACUAUAGAGAUGCAGUGCAGCCUGGAGAAAUUAGAGACUUCAGCAUCUGGCCGUUUCAGCCGUUGUUUGCUUCAGUGCAGUUUGAGAUAAUUUAAAGUGGCACAUGGAUUCUGUAAUAGUUAAGAACUUAAUGUGUAUGAAAAAUGUAAAUUGUAUCUCAAAUCUAUGAUAUCAUGGAUAUUACCACUUAGGCCAAGUGAGCCCAAUAAAAGAGAACUACUAAAUAAAUAAAAAUACAUGCGAUAUGUGGAAAUGGCAAAAAUCAUGGUGAAGCUGUGCAAAUGAUGGAAGUGCAGAAAGUACUAUUUUGAAGCCAUGGGUAUGGUGGAUGAGGUCACCGAGGAGAGAGUAAGCCUGAAAAAAAAAAGAGAGGUGACAUUUGGGUGGCGGGGAAUGGAGAAGAAGAGCCCAUGGAAACUGAGGAAAAGCAGCCAGAAGAAUAGGAGGAAAACCAGGAGAAGAUGGUCUUUGGAGUCCAUAUGAAGAGUUCUGAGAAGGAGGAAGUGGUCAACAGCGUCAAGAUGGUACAGCAUGGAUGAUUUUGCCCUGGGAGAUUUCACUGUAGUAGAUGAUGCCUUGUUAGAAGAUUGCCCUUAUGUGGACGAUUGUGUCCUUGCUCCUGAAUUUAUGUCCGAUGAUUGUGUUCGCGUGACUCAACUUUACUGCAAUGGGGUGGGGAUGCAGUAUAAAGAUUUUACCCAAAGUGAGAGAAACUUAGAAUUUGAUAUCUGCAAUAUGUGGUGUAGUAAACCAGUUUCUGUCCUGCAAGAUUACUGUGAUGCCAUUAAAAUACACAUCUUCUGGCCACUUCUGUUUCAACGUCAGCACAGUUCUGUAAUAUCAAGGUUGCAUCCUUGUGUGGAGGCUGGCAGUUCUCAUGCUUCUGAGAUAAGUUUGAAGAAAUUACAACAUCUAGAAUUGAUGGAAGAUAUUGUGGAUUUGGCAAAGAAAGUUGUGAACGAUUCAUUCUUUAUUGGAGGCUUAUUGAGAAUUGGUUAUAAAAUAGAAAAUAAAAUCUUGGCAAUGGAAGAAGCUUUGAAUUGGGUGAAAUACACAGGUGAUGUAACAAUUCUACCUAAAUUAGGAGCGGUUGACAAUUGUUGGCCUAUGUUAAGUAUUUUCUUCACUGAAUACAAGUAUCACAUAACUAAAGUCAUAACAGAAAACUGCAAUUUGCUUGAAGAAUUUAAAACUCAAAAUUGUGUGGAGUGUAUAGAGCAAGGAGAACUAAUGAAAAUGAAAGGAAAUGAAGAGUUUUCAAAAGAAAGAUUUGAUAUAGCUAUUAUCUAUUACACCAGAGCCAUUGAAUAUAGACCUGAAAAUCACCUUCUUUAUGGUAACCGAGCUCUUUGUUUUCUUCGCACUGGACAGUUUAGAAAUGCACUUGGUGAUGGAAAGAGAGCCAUUAUUCUAAAGAGCAAUUGGACAAAGGGUCAUUAUCGUUAUUGUGCUGCUCUUUCUAUGCUGGGGGAAUAUGACUGGGCCCUGCAAGCAAACAUAAAAGCUCAAAAACUCUGUAAAAAUGACCCUGAGGGAAUCAAGGAUCUAAUUCAGCAGCAUGUAAAGUUACAAAAACAAAUAGAAGACCUGCAAGGUCGAACACCAGCUAGGAAUACAAUUAAAGCUUUUUAUGAAAGCAGGGCCUACAUACCUAGUUUAUCAGCACCUGCAUUUAGUACUUCACUUAACUUCGUGGAAACUGAAAAAGAUUCCAGAAAAACUAACCACGAAAUGGCAAACGGUGGUAAUCAGAAUCUAAAGGUGGUAGAUGAAGCUUUGAAGGUAGAUGAUUGUGACUGUCAUCCUGAAUUUCUACCACCAUCAAGUCAGCCUCCAAAAUAUAAAGGAAAACAAAAAUCUCGAAACAAUGAAUUGGAGAAGUUCAGUUCCACUUCACAGGGGAGUUUACCAGUAGAUUUGAAAAACAUCUUGGAAAAACAGUUUUCUAAAUCUUCCAGAGCUGCACACCAGGAUUUUGCUAAUAUAAUGAAAAUGCUGAGAAGCUUAAUCCAGGAUGGUUACACGGCUUUGCUCGAGCAGCGCUGUCGCAGUGCCGCGCAGGCCUUCACGGAAUUGCUCAAUGGUCUAGAUCCUCAAAAAAUAAAGCAAUUGAACCUGGCCAUGAUUAACUAUGUCUUAGUAGUCUACGGACUUGCUAUUUCUCUCCUUGGGAUAGGACAGCCGGAGGAAUUAUCUGAAGCUGAAAACCAGUUUAAGAGGAUGAUUGAACACUAUCCCAAUGAGGGACUUGAUUGCUUGGCCUACUGUGGAAUUGGAAAAGUAUAUUUGAAAAAGAACAGAUUUCUAGAAGCUCUUAAUCAUUUUGAGAAAGCAAGAACCUUGAUUUGUCGCCUUCCUGGAGUGUUAACUUGGCCCACAAGUAAUGUGAUUAUUGAAGAGACUCAACCAGGGAAAAUAAAGAUGCUGUUAGAGAAGUUUAUUGAAGAAUGCAGGUUCCCUCCAGUGCCAGAUGCCAUUUGUUGCUAUCAGAAGUGCCGUGGAUAUUCUAAAAUCCAGAUAUAUAUAACUGAUCCAGACUUUAAGGGUUUUAUACGCAUCAGCUGCUGCCAGUACUGUAAAAUAGAAUUUCACAUGAACUGUUGGAAGAAAUUGAAAACAACAACUUUUAAUGAUAAAAUUGACAAGGAUUUUCUGCAAGGAAUUUGUCUUACCCCUGACUGUGAAGGAAUCAUUUCUAAGAUUAUCAUUUUCAGCAGUGGUGGUCAAGUUAAAUGUGAAUUUGAACACAAGGUCAUAAAAGAAAAGGUUCCUCCAAGACCUAUUCUGAAACAGAAAUGUUCUAGCCUAGAGAAGCUAAGACUGAAAGAAGACAAAAAAUUGAAGAGAAAGCUCCAAAAAAAAGAAGCAAAAAAAUUAGCACAAGAAAGGAUGGAAGAGGACUUAAGGGAAAGUAAUCUGCCCAAAACUGAGGAGCAGAAAGAAACUGUAGACAGUGUUCAGAGUUGCCAGUUCCUUGAUGACAGAAUUCUGCAGUGCAUAAAGCAGUAUGCUGACAAGAUAAAAUCUGGUAUUCUGAACACUUCCAAGCUUCUCAAAGAAUUGCUUUCUUGGAAGGUUUUAAGCACAGAAGACUACACAACCUGUUUUUCUAGCAGAAAUUUUCUAAAUGAAGCGGUGGACUAUGUCAUUCGUCACUUGAUUCAAGAGAAGAACAGAGUAAAGACCAGGAUAUUUCUGCAUGUUUUGAGCGAGCUUAAAGAAGUGGAGCCCAAAUUAGCUGCCUGGAUCCAGAAACUGAACAGCUUUGGUUUAGAUGCCACGGGACCUUUUUUUUCUCGUUAUGGAGCAUCUCUUAAGGAGCUUGAUUUUAGCAUCAUGACUUUUCUCUGGAAUGAGAAAUACGGUCAUAAACUAGCCUCUAUAGAAGGAAAGCAACUUGAUUAUUUCUGUGAGCCAACAUCAUUGAAGGAAGCACGAUGUUUAAUAUGGCUGCUAGAAGAACACAGAGACAAGUUCCCAGCGUUGCAUAAUGCUUUAGAUGAAUUCUUUGAUAUAAUGGACAGCCGCUGUACUGUAUUAAGGAAACAAGACAGUGGUGAUGUGCCGUUUAAUUCUGCCAAGAUAAAAAAUAAAGGCAAGAAAAAGAAGCCAAAAGAUUCAAAGCCUAUGUUAGUGGGGUCUGGAACAUCUUCAGUAACCCCAAAUAAUGAGACUAUCACUUCAGGUGAAGACCACAACAGACGCAAUCCAAAUUCUGCAGGCCCAUUUGUGGUACCUGACCACCUUCGGCAAGAUGUAGAAGAAUUUGAAGCUAUCUAUGAACAGCACAGCAGUGAAUAUGUUGUCCGUAAUAAGAAGCUGUGGGACAUUAACCCAAAACAAAAAUGUUCAACGCUGUAUGAUUAUUUCUCUCAGUUGUUGGAAGAGCAUGGUCCCUUGGACAUGAAUAAUAAAAUGUUCUCUGAAGAAUAUGAAUUCUUCCCAGAAGAAACUCGGCAAAUACUAGAAAAAGCCGGAGGUUUGAAAUCUUUUCUCUUGGGAUGUCCUCGUUUUGUUGUGAUUGACAACUGUAUUGCAUUGAAGAAAGUUGCAUUACGGCUUAAGAAAAAGAGAAAGAAGAAAAACAUUAAGACAAAAGUGGAAGAAAUUUCAAAAACAGGGGAGUAUUUACGAGUUAAACUACCACUGAAUCCAACCGCGAGGGAAUUUAAACCAGAUGUAAAGUCCAAACCAGUGUCUGAGUUAUCUUCAGCACUAGCUUCUGAGGACGUGAAGCCCAAACCUGUAUCUGCUAAUUCUCCCCAACCAACCUGUGAAGCUGUGAACCCGAAACCAGUGUCUGAUAAUUCUUCUAGAUCAGUUUCUGAGGAUGAGAAGCCCAAGGAGGUCUCUUUUGAUUCUCCCACAUCAGUGUCUGAGGAUGCCGGUCACAAGCAAGUAUCCUGUAAUUCUCCCAAACCAGCCUCUGAGGAUGUGAAACCAACCUACUGGUCUCAACCCCAUUUGGUCACAGGAUACUGUACAUACCUCCCCUUUCGGGGAUUUGACGUUACCCAGACACCACCAACAUAUAUGAACGUGUUACCCAGUUUGUCCCAGUACACUAACAUUUAUACACCUCUAGCCAGUGUUCCUUCUGAAUAUCAGCUGCAAAGAUCAGUACCAGUGGCGCCAUCAUUUGUAGCCAGUGACAGACCAGAUGAAAGUGCUGCUGUAUAUUUUGAGGGUCCUCAUUUGAAUGCUGAGAAUACUCCUCCUGGUAACGAGAUUGCCCCUAAAACACAGAUCCUUCAGGAAUCUUUGGAAGUAUCAGUAAAGACACAGUGCAGCAUGAAUGGUGACGGUACAGCCCUCAGUGGGUCUAACAGCCAUGAAGGUCACUGUGGAAAUUCUGCCAACAAGUGGGAAGUAAAUCUAGAAAGUACCGACGAAGUAACAAAUAUUCCACAUACACAAAUGGCUGCUAUACAGGUGUCUUGGAAUAUAACACAUCAAGAGGUCAACACUGAGCCAUAUGAUCCUUUUGAGGCACAACAGGGAGAUCUUUCACAGAUUGAGAAGGAAUACCAGGUUUUACAAGAGCAGCUUAAGGAAGCAUGUGAAAAUUAUGAGCAGAUUAAACUCAAGGUCUCGGAAGAGACCAAGGACAUGGAAGAAAAGUUGAAAAGGAACUCAGAAGAAAACAAGAUAUCAAAGACAGAAUUAGAUUGGUUCCUUGAAGAUUUGGAAAAGGAAAUUAAAAAAUGGCAACAAGAGAAAAAAGAAAUCCAAGAAAAUCUAAAAGCACUAAAGAAGAAAAUGAAAAAGGUUCUAAAUGCCAACGAAACAUAUACCCAGAAAAAUGAUGGAAAGGAUAAGGAACAUGAAUUACUUCUGGAUCAGUCCCUCGAAAUCAGUGAUACAUUUACAAAUGAGAAAAUGAAAAUAGAAGAGUGCAUAAAGAAAGGGAAAGAGAAUUAUGAAGAGAGUCUUCAAAGAGCAGUGGCUGCAGAGGUAUCUGUGCUUGAAAACUGGAAGGAGACAGAAGUGUACAAAUUACAGAUCAUGGAAUCACAAGCAGAAGCAUAUCUGAAGUACCUGAAGCUCCUGAGCAGUGAUUCUGCAGCAUAUCCUGAUACGGAGUCUGAUGUACAUUCAUGGGAAUCAUUUCUUUGUAAGGUUGGAAAAGAAAUUGAGAAAGCAAAGUCUCAAUUUGAAGAACAAAUUCAAGCAAUUAAAAAUGGCUCUCGGCUCAGUGAACUUUCUAGAGUGCAGAUUCCUGACCUUUCACUUCCUGUCUGUAGCACAAUUCCUCCUAAGUUACUUCCCGAGUCUUCAAGCCAUGACGAUCACGGAACUGCCGCUGCCAACACUUCUGCAGAUCGUGGGACUGGAAACCAAACAACAGGUCCCAAGGAUUCAAGUCUGGUCUCCGCCAGCGAUGGCCCAGUGGGGGCUUCCUCUUCUCCAUUGUCGGGAUCGCUGUCCUGUCAGCCUGGAGUCACCCAGCUGCCAGAGUGUAAGAGCACGGGCCAGGAAACUCUGUCAAAACAGAGCCUUGUGGCUGAUCAGAAACUACCAGGACGUGCUAGUCGGUCAAGCCAGUCUCCAAAAAAGCCGUUCAAUAGUAUUAUUGAGCACCUGUCAGUGGUAUUCCCAUGUUACAACAGCACUGAGCUUGCUGGUUUUAUUAAAAAAGUGCGAAACAAGAACAAGAACUCACUGUCAGGAUUGAGUAUUGAUGAAAUUGUCCAAAGAGUGACAGAACACAUUCUAGAUGAACAGAAAAAGAAAAAGCCAACUUCAGGAAAGGACAAGAGGUUGUCUGAGCCCAGCUCUGCUGCUACUGUGACCAAUGCCUCCCAGGGCCCAUCCUCCCUGACUGCUGGACCAUUGCCCAAAACCAAGGGACAGAAGGCAGAAGAUAUCCCUGCACCGGGUGCAGCUUCCUGUGAAAUAUGCCAUGAGGUAUUCAGAUCCAAAAAUGUGCGUGUACUAAAAUGUGGGCACAAGUUUCACAAAGGGUGCUUUAAGCAGUGGCUGAAAGGGCAGAGCACUUGCCCGGCCUGCCUUGAUCAGGAUCUCCUGUAAGAAGAGUAGCCGGCACCUUCUGGAAGAGGCCAGUCUGCUUUUGUAGGUAGUCACAGUUCACUGAAGAGUCAUUUACUGGUUUGUUGAAUUGGGAGAAUAACGAUAUAUUACUUCUGGUAUAAAAGGCAAACAUUUGGAGAUCCUUUGCACUGUGUGUCACAGCGCUGGUAAAUGGAAAUCUUUAAUAUAGUUGAUAGUAAUUUCCCUGCUCUUAUUAAACACUUUGAUAAUAGCAAAUAGUGGCUAAUAAAAGUAUGUGUAACCACAUUCCUAAAUUGUUGGGGCUGCUUACAGAGAGGUACUCUCUGAGACUGAAGGCUUCUUUUGGAAAGUGUUGUGAGCACCUCAGAGCAGUACUUGAAUUGUAAGUAUUCUGACCUGUUAAAGUGCCCCCAGUUAAAAUUUUUACGAGUCAGUAUUCCUUAUAAAAUGCCUACAUUUUUCCUCAGAGAUUCUGCACUUAAAUGGGCGUAAGCAAACACAUUUUAAUAAUCUGUAGUAAAUGGUAACAUAUCGGCUGAUUUAAACCAAAAGAUUUAAAUCUCCUUUUCAUGGAAACACCAUGUGAUUUUGCUUUUCCAUUUCAUUAUUUUAUAUCCCUGGUAGAUUUAUAAAGGACUUAGUUUUCAUCACCUAAAGGUAUACUUUGAUUUUUGAAAAUUGGUUACAAACACUUUCCUAUUAGUGUCAGCCAAGACUUUUUUUGCCCUGAAAAUUGAGGCUACGUGUUCAUCCCCCAAUCCACUUGGAGCUUGGAGCUUCUUCUUUCCAUACCUUACUCUUAGGAGCAGCAUUUGUCCUUCUUCGUGAUGACAGGUGUUUGGGUAUCUCUGUCUGAUGCAUAGCGGGCACAAUGGGGAAAUAGUCCCCGUCAUUCCCCUCCCUGUCCCACCACCACAGAGAGAUACUUGUGUAAGUAGACAGUCCUGAGGCAUCUGUGUUUUGCUCGCUCCGUGUGUGACAUUUGUGUGGAGUAAUGCAUGCGCUCUUGUACUGUGGUGUGAGAACAAAACUCUAACUACAUUAGAAUCUGUUAAAAUAUUAGAUAGCUUUAGUGACUUAUAAACAGUGGUAAAUGCAGAACCACGAAUUGUAGAUACAUUCCAUUUCUCUCAGACAUCAAAAAAUGUUUUUCAUUGUGUUCUUUGUUCCCCUGGAAGCUCACAGUCCCAAGUUUGUGAGCUGAUUUCAUCACCUUCUUCAGCCUUGGUUCCCUGUGAGUUUUGAUGUCGUGGUGACUUAGUCCACUGACACUCACUCUGUAUUUUGAAGCAGAUUCUCCUUGUGGGUCCCUGAAACAUUGUCUGCAUGUGCUUAAUAACUGAGAACGGUAGAUAGGAAGAUAUGUAGGGACCAGUAUGUAGCAGCAGGUACGAAGGCAAGGAAGAGCAGCUAGAGGGUGAGAACAUGUCUUUUGUACAUCAAACAGAUACUUGUGAACAUGCCUUACCCAUGUCCUGUUGUAAGUUUCAAAAUAAAGAGCAUUCUAAAAUAA
Molecule: messenger RNA, 12144 nt
Organism: Acinonyx jubatus (cheetah)
Lineage: Eukaryota; Metazoa; Chordata; Mammalia; Carnivora; Felidae
Gene: TTC3
Product: tetratricopeptide repeat domain 3
Exons: 46
Coding region: 4650-10649 (1999 amino acids)
Biological process (GO): ubiquitin-dependent protein catabolic process
Molecular function (GO): protein binding; ubiquitin-protein transferase activity
Source: RefSeq, a predicted model, not a curated record